Molecule: messenger RNA, 363 nt
Organism: Prorocentrum cordatum
Lineage: Eukaryota; Dinophyceae; Prorocentrales; Prorocentraceae
Source: the annotation of a GenBank genome assembly
AUGGUCGGAUUCGUACUCCAGAACUGGAUGAAACAAGAAGCUGGUGGAGAGUACCGCACCUGCCAGCACGAUUACGGAAGCACCAGUCGAGAAAAAGAGUCCCCACAAUCGCAGGAAAUAGCUAUCACCGUAGAGCUGGAUUUGACUCUCAACCUCGGGCGCAAGGAUCAGCAUCUCGUCCGCUGCGGCGUAGAUAUCGCACCAGCGCGGACCAGCGGCAGAGCACGGAUCGGUGUCACCAAUGCUGAGCAGCAGAGUGGCGAUGGCCCUGAUGUGCUGACCCAGCUCGCUGAUGGCACCUACACCGAGGUAAGGGUCCUCGCACACCUCGAGGACCCUGUCCAGUCCGCCCGCGAAUGUUAA